Myzus persicae (green peach aphid) is the source of this 1017-nucleotide messenger RNA. RefSeq lists its product as uncharacterized. The transcript is spliced from 5 exons. The record is from RefSeq and is a predicted model, not a curated record. Lineage: Eukaryota; Metazoa; Arthropoda; Insecta; Hemiptera; Aphididae. The coding region runs from base 240 to 749 and encodes 169 amino acids.
CUUACGCCUCGAAGAUAGCCGCAAUGCCGCAUAUAAUAUUAUAUUGUUAAAAUUGCUGCUGCAGACAGAACAUUAUUUGAUAUUAUUAUUCAUUAUAUAUUUAUUCAAACAGUCGCAAUAUUCAUCUGCGGUCGCUCUACAAUAUCAAUCGCGUUCGCGUAUGGAUUUAUUAUAUUACCAAUAAAUAAUAAUAUUUUAUUAAUGCUACAUUGAGAACUUAAACUAACAAUAUCGGAGAUAUGACAAAAUCUGAAUGUUUUUUCGGAUUUUUGAACGUAUGUGGAUGUGCUCUGUCAAUAGCCACGUUCAACAUGGUUUUUUUUGUGUUAUGCAUCUUAAUUGCCAUUCAAUUGUGUAUAUUUAAGAACUCAAUAAUAACUGCAGACUCAACUUUAAUAGUAAUAGCAAUUUUAAAAAGUUUACCUCUAUUAUUCUUACUAUGUUUGAUACUUCACUUCAACAAUAAAUUGAAAAAAGCAACAUUUAUGCAUAAUCUUCUCUUUAUUAGACAGUGGUUGAUGUUUCAUUGCAUAUUUUACACAUUAUUGUCUACUUUAUUGUGUUAUUAUCUAUUUACACAUCCAUUUUGUAAAACCAUAUUUGCCACAGUUACUAUUAUUAUUGUUAUGGAAACAUACCAAAUACACAUAGUUAAAAGGUUUUAUAACAAUGAAUUGGAACACUUAUCCACCUCAAGUUGUAACGUAGACAAACAAGGUAUAAUAUCAAUAUUUCCCAGAGGUUAUUGAAGAUAUAAAAUAUUGGUUUAAUUUUUUUAUUAUUAUUUAAAUGUUCCCAAUAUUUUUUACACUAAUUCAAAAGGAGGAAAAGAGUAAAAACCCAAUAUUUUAGCUAUAGAUUAGUGUAGAUAUGUCAAUGUAUGUCUAAAGAAAAUAUAGAAAUGUACGAAGAAUGGACAAUUUCACAGGAUUCAUUUUUAAAAGUUUCAAAGUUCAAGAGAAUGAAAAACCAAUGUAUAUGAUCACAUUCCAAUAAACUAAGAAAAUACAUAAUAUA